GCCCACAGUUAUUCUUUUUUGUUUUACGGUGUAUUUAAAGUACAUUAAAACGUAAAUCUAUGUUAGGUCACACACACAGACCAUUAUGUUGUAUAGUAGUAAACAAAAAUACUAAUAAAAACCUUCCGUCCCUUUAGUUGUGCGCAGCUUCCUGCAGGAGUGAAACUUUACUGACACUGGAGAACUGCAGAGUGACAUGGACAAAACAGAUUUGCCCCCAGUGGGUCCUGAUGAUUUGCCCCUGUCUCUGCUGGAGAUGGGCUGCUCGGGGAGACUUGAGCUCAUCACACACCCACUGCCCCAAAACAGACCCCUGCCUCCACACAGCACACUUCCCCAUGGGCUCCCUCCUACUUGUCUAGAUCUAAAAACAGAGGUAGAAAAGCGUUUUCUGCGAGACCCUGCUUGGCUCCCGGUACACGGUGUAGAUGAUGCCUUCCACAAGUUCCUUAAGAUAAGUAAGCGGAACAAAGAGGUGGACUCUCUCCUGCACUGCUCACUGUCUCCACUGCACUCCGGUCUGUCUGUGGUCAGAGAUCCCACCACCGGUAUGCUGCUGGAUUUCACUGAGGUGUUAUUAGAGGACACAGGAUUGUCUGCCAAAAAUUCUCUCUCAUUACAAAGACAGCCUGGACCUCCGUCAGAGAGUCUGAGAGGGAGUAACACAAACUAUCCAUUUCUGCCAGCUGGAAUGGAAGAACUGACGUUAGAGCAGAUUAAGAAAAAGUCAGAGCUGGAAGAAGACAUUGACUUUGAGGAAGAUUUGUUGGCGGUUCCUCCUGGGCUGAAGGCUGGUAUGGACUUCAGUGACAAAGAAGCCAAAACCACGAAGAGUGAGUUGAACCUGUUGUCACUACUGUCGACCUUUGAUGAUGUCAUCGACGCUCUGCCAGAGGAGAAAGAGGGAGUCUCCCAAAAAGAGGAGACCGUUAAACUUCCCAGAACUAACAGCCUGGAGGACCUGGGAAUUAAAGAUUCAGGCAACUCUCCUUCUCAGCCUUCAGCGAACACAGUAAGUCUGACUGAACAAAAGAAGAAACCUCAGCAAGAAGACAAGGGAGACAAUAAAAAAUGGGCCGUUCCUGUGGACAUCACCUCACCCUGUGACGACUUCUACAAGCGUAUCCCUGAUCCAGCCUUCAAGUAUCCCUUCGAGCUGGACGUGUUUCAGAAGCAGGCUAUUCUCCGACUCGAAGCUCAUGACUCCGUCUUUGUCGCGGCUCACACCUCAGCCGGCAAGACCGUGGUGGCUGAAUACGCAAUUGCACUUUCCCAGAAACACAUGACCAGGACCAUUUACACAUCCCCCAUCAAGGCCUUGUCCAAUCAGAAGUUCCGGGACUUCAAGACCACAUUCGGUGACGUGGGACUUUUGACUGGAGAUGUCCAACUGAGCCCUGAAGCCUCGUGUCUCAUCAUGACCACUGAGAUCUUGAGAUCUAUGCUCUAUAAUGGGUCCGAGGUAAUUCGAGAUCUGGAAUGGGUCAUUUUUGAUGAGGUUCACUAUAUCAACGAUGCAGAGAGGGGAGUGGUGUGGGAGGAAGUGCUUAUCAUGUUGCCAGAGCAUGUUAGCAUCAUCCUACUGAGUGCCACAGUGCCAAACGCAGUGGAGUUCAGUGAAUGGAUUGGGCGUAUCAAGAAGCGGCCCAUCUAUGUGAUCAGCACAAUUAAGAGGCCUGUUCCUCUAGAGCACUAUCUCUACACCGGCAACAGCACCAAGACUCAGAAAGAGCUCUUCCUGUUGCUGGACCCCUCUGGAAACUUCCUCACUAAAGGCUACUAUGCCGCAGUGGAAGCCAAGAAGGAACGCACUAGUAAACAUGCACAGUCUUUCGGCACAAAGAACGUGUCACAGCACAACACAACAGCCAGUCAAGAUCGAGCCGUGUGGCAGACGCUGCUGAGCUAUCUGUCUCAGAGGCAGCAGACUCCAGUGGUGGCAUUCACCUUCUCCCGGACACGCUGUGAUGAAAACGCCCGCUCUUUGACCUCUCUGGACCUCACCAGCUCCAUAGAGAAGAGCGAGAUCCACUCCUUCCUGCAGAAGAGCCUGACCAGACUGAGAGGAGGCGAUCGGCAGUUACCGCAGAUCCUGUUGAUGCGUGAUUUGCUGAAGAGAGGGAUUGGUGUUCACCACAGCGGCAUCCUGCCAAUCCUGAAGGAGAUUAUUGAGAUGCUCUUCUCCAGAGGUUUAGUAAAGGUGCUGUUUGCUACAGAGACGUUUGCCAUGGGUGUGAACAUGCCUGCCAGAACCGUCGUGUUCGACAGCAUCCGCAAACAUGACGGCACAGGCUUCAGAAACCUGCUGCCCGGUGAGUACAUUCAGAUGGCGGGCCGUGCGGGCAGAAGAGGUUUGGAUGCUACAGGGACUGUUAUCAUCCUCUGUAAGGCGGGAGUUCAUGAUAUGGGAGACCUCCACGCCAUGAUGCUGGGGAAGCCGACAGUGCUGCAUUCUCAGUUCAGACUGACCUACACCAUGAUCCUGAAUCUGCUGCGUGUGGAGGCCCUGAGGGUCACCGACAUGAUGAGGAGGAGCUUUUCUGAGAACCACAGGGAUACGCAGGCUCAUGAGAAGAGAAUAAGUGAGCUGAGAAACACACUCUCCUCUCUCCCUCCGCUGGACACGGAGGGGCAGUUAUCUGAUUUACUGUCAUAUUACCACACCAUCACAGAGCUGCGCAUCACCACAGAGACCCUGCAGCGAGCUGUACUGGAGUCAAUGAAUGGACUGAAAGCUCUGUCUGUGGGGAGGGUGGUAAUAGUGAGCAACGGCCAGCAUCACAACGCCCUGGGAGUCAUUCUACAGGUGUCCAACGAUGCAGUAAAUCGCACGUUCACCGCUCUCAUUAUCUGUGAGAAGGGUAACGAGGAGGCGGCGGGUGAUGAUCUGUCUAAUAAAGCCUUCCAUCCCAUCUACAGCACUACACUGUUUAUUCCAGAGGGACCCUGCAGUCACACGGUGCAGAAACUGAAGUUGCAGGACAUCUCUGCCAUCACAACCAAAACCCUCAAGGUCAUUCCAGAGAGAAUCAUCGACAACUAUAAUAAAAGACAGCAGCCACGCUUCAGACUUGAUCCACCAGGUCAGGCUAUUUCUACAGCAACUCAGGAGCUCCUGCGAUUGGCUGAGGCCAAUCCAAAUGGUAUUACGACCCUGGACCCUGUGAAUGACCUGCACCUGAAGGGUGUGGAUGUGGUGGAGGGAGUGAUGAGGCACCGAGUGUUACAGGACUGUCUGAAAGACUUCCACUGUAUCCACUCACCCACCUUCACUGAACAGUUUGCACGUGUGCAGGAGAGGAUGAGUGUACAGGAAGAGCUUGACAAGCUUCUGUUCCUGGUGUCUGAUCAGUCAUUGACACUGCUGCCUGAGUACCAUCAGAGAAUCAAGGUGCUGGAAGCGCUGCAGUAUGUGGACAGCACUGGGGCGGUUGAGCUGAAGGGUCGUGUGGCGUGUCAGAUCAGCAGUCAUGAGCUGCUACUGACCGAACUCCUGUUUGAGAACACACUGAGUCCUCUCGCCCCUGAGGAGAGCGCCGCCCUGCUGUCCUGCCUCGUCUUCACACAAAACACCCAGAUAGACCCGCACAUCACCAACACGCUACAGGAGGGCAUCAAUCAAGUACUCAGUGUGGCACAGCGUAUUGGUGAGCUGCAGAUGGAUUGUGGGAUAGCUCAGACUGCUGAAGACUUUGUGGCCCAGUUCAAGUUCGGCCUGACUGAGGUUGUGUACUGCUGGGCAAGAGGCAUGCCGUUUGCUGAGAUUGCCCAGCUGACGGAUGUGCAGGAGGGGACGAUCGUACGCUGUAUCCAGAGGCUGGACGAGGUCCUGAAGGAAGUGAGACAGGCUGCGCGCAUUGUGGGUGACUCUGUCCUGGGCAGCAAGAUGGAAAGAGCCUCGCUGGCCAUACGCAGAGACAUUGUGUUCACCGCCUCGCUCUACACUCACUGAGAGAGAGGGAGACAGAAUGUGUUUGCGUGUUGAUUGGGAUAUAAAAUAGAGCGUACAGAAUAUGGACCUGAGAGACUGUAGGCUACUUGAAUUACUGAGUGCAUGUUUACAUUAAGUUGAGUAUGCAUGUGUGAGUGAAGGAGUAAUUCACACCUGACCAAAAUUGUGAUCUCAAUAUGAAAUGGAGGUUGACAUCAGUCAUAACU
Molecule: messenger RNA, 4158 nt
Organism: Sinocyclocheilus anshuiensis
Lineage: Eukaryota; Metazoa; Chordata; Actinopteri; Cypriniformes; Cyprinidae
Product: helicase SKI2W-like
Exons: 30
Coding region: 197-3952 (1251 amino acids)
Biological process (GO): nuclear-transcribed mRNA catabolic process, 3'-5' exonucleolytic nonsense-mediated decay
Cellular component (GO): Ski complex
Molecular function (GO): RNA binding; RNA helicase activity; ATP binding
Source: RefSeq, a predicted model, not a curated record